Molecule: messenger RNA, 615 nt
Organism: Acanthosepion pharaonis
Lineage: Eukaryota; Metazoa; Mollusca; Cephalopoda; Sepiida; Sepiidae
Source: the annotation of a GenBank genome assembly
AUGCACCAUGGAAAUGCGAUAACCAUCAAUACAAUCUCUUGUCUUGAUCUAUUUAGAAUUUACAAGCAUCUACAAUAUUUCUGUAUCUUUUUCUUUGCUUUUUCAGAUAGAUGGCCGGGACUCUUCUUCAAACGUCACGGUAGCAGCUCUCUUAAAGUCGGCAUUCCCUCUCUCUCUCUCUCUCUCUCUCUCUCUCCAUAUAUAUAUAUAUAUAUAUAUAUAACUUUCUCUCAUAAUCAUUUUUCUCUCUUCUCUUCCCCCUUUCUCCUUUCUACACUUCAAACUCCUAUUAUCACUUUCUCUCUCACACCUGUUCUUCUUUUUCUCCUUAACUAUCAAUGUCUCUCCUAUCUUCUUUUCUCUCUUUUCUUCAUUCCCUCUCUUUUCAUUCUCUAUCUCUCUCUCUAUUUCUCUCCCCUCUCCCCUCACUUCUUUUUCCUCCAUUCUCUCACUAUCACUUUUCUGUCUCGACUGUCUACCUUCUCUCUCUCUCUCUCUCUCUCUCUCUCUCUCUCUCUCUCUCUCUCUCUCUCUCUCUCUCUCCUGUCCUCCCAUUCUCCUGGUCUCCUCCUUUCACUUUCUCUCCUUCAUUCUCUCACUAUCACCAAUAGAUAG